AAUAUCAUAAAUGUGAUAUUUGGUCUUGGCGGCCUUAUGCUAGGCGCUAUUGCCACUGUUCUUGCAGUAACUAUCAAUCAUCAUAUACGAAAGGGAAAAUCCAAAAUUGAAGAGAAAGAACGCCCAGGGGUUGCUAAUGUGAACAACGCUGGUUUGGAGAUUGAAAUGGAUGCAGUUCAGAACAUUCCCACGGUUCAUUGUACAAAUGAGGGAAAAUAUGGAAAUUUGCUGCCAUUUGCUCACUCUGUUAAAUUGUCAAGAAAGAGAAACGCCCAAGAAGCCAAAACACGUUCGAUGACGAAGAAGGAGGAAAACGGUGACAUAUACAAUCAUCUACAUGAAAAAGAAAAUGAUCCUGACAUUGAUGAGAUAAAUUACGACCACGCCCCUGAAAACCUUUGUAAUGCGAUGGGAGAAAGUAAUUACAGUAAUCUCUAAGAAUAAAUAAGGAACCGUUUCCGUUUCUGAGGAUAAUGAUAAUGAUGUCCAAAAGGCAGCUGGUGAUUGUAUGAUAAGUGUUCAUGGAAAACACAGUAAAGAAUGUGUAUAUUCUUGACAAAGACAAUGUUUUUUAUGCUUUUUAUUGCCUUUUAUAGUUAAGCUUUAGAAACCCUGAAAACAACAGUACUAGUGUGUUAAGACACUGUUUCUUUAACAUUACUGUUUGUUGCUUUUCUAAGUUAAUCUUCAGAAACCCUUAAAAUAGCAUAAAGAAAAACAAUUAUAGUUGUGUAUUACUUAUUGAAAUGUAUUCCGAUCGACAUUUGAUGUAAGGAGCAAUAUGUUUCCCUGUUCAUAUGACGUUUCAGUGAUGCCUUUUAUACAUCUUCUCAUAGCAGUCUGCAGUGAUGUUCAGACAAUACCAGCCAGCUCAGAAAAGUGACCCAGACAUGUGCUGUAGUAUACUUGUCUUACACACAAAAUAAUAAGUUUUUAUUGUAACUAGUCUCUCUGAUUUAUGGUAGCUAUUUUUACUAUUUAUAUAACUUUAGGUCAUCACACUGUCUUUCUUUAUCAGUAUUAACAUAUUUUUUUAAAAAUCGACAAAUUGACUACCAUAUGUACUACAAUGCUUCUUGAUUUUUGUUGAUACUUAAAAAAAUCUUCAAAAUGUGGCCGAAUUUCCCUGUUAUCGCAAUUGCAAAAGUAACUAUAAUUUGAAGAAUUUUCCCUAGAGUAAGCAACGUAAGAUUUGUCAUUCGAAUUGGGAAAUCUCAUAGUUUCUUCUCCUACGUUUAAAGACGCAGCCUAUUAUUCAUUUUGCGUAUGAUUUGCCUUGAGAUCUAGAGGUGCAGUAUGAUUUUAAAAUCUAAAAUUUUGUCCAGACUAAUAUCCAUUAUAUUAUUGUUAUGACACACAAGGGGGUAUUAUAUUGUAUUUUAUCAAUUUAAAGUUCACGAUGUAAUACAGAUAUAAAAAUAAGUUUUAUAAUGGGGCAUAAGGAAGUAAAAGCAGGAAAUUUUCUCAAUAAGAUAAAUGGUUCAUUUGUUUACAACCCAAGUUGGGUUGCUCGGAGUGAAAAACAGAUUCUUUCUAUGUACAAUACUUCCUUGUUUUUAGGAGAAAAAAUAUUAGCACGUGUUUUGACUUGACAGAGUAAGAGCUCUCAAUUGUUGUUUGAUCCGUAUGAGCUCGCAAUGCAUUUUCUUUCUGUUACAUGUACUUUAGUCAAACUGUAAUUUGAAUGAGUAAACAAAUAUAACAUUUA
Saccostrea echinata is the source of this 1708-nucleotide messenger RNA. RefSeq lists its product as uncharacterized. The record is from RefSeq and is a predicted model, not a curated record. Bases 37 to 438 code for a protein of 133 amino acids. Lineage: Eukaryota; Metazoa; Mollusca; Bivalvia; Ostreida; Ostreidae. The transcript has 3 exons.